CAUCCUUGUUGCGAAGGAGAGGUAGCUGUUGGGUCCCACUUGUGAUGCAAUCGUGUUCUCCACAGUGGAAAACGGCGAUCCCUUCUCGCUCGGCCCCGCCCUAUUCUCGCCGACUCGCUGUCCCGCAGGAAGAGAGAGAGAGAGAGAGAGAGAGAGAGGGAGAAGGGAGAGAAAAGAGAUGUCGUCUUCAUAGCUGAGUUCUCGCUUCUCAGCUCUGCAAAGUAUUCUCAUUUCGAUUUGAGUGGAAGAUUUCUCAGCAAGCUGUGUCUGUCUCCAUCUCUCCGCCUUUUCCUCAUUUAUUCCUCUUUUAUUUAUUCUUUUUUCUUCUUUUACGGUGGAAAAGACGAGAUCGGUGCCGAAAAGCUGCAAAUCAAUCCUCUCUUUCUUCUUUUUCUCUAUCGAUCUCGGGUCAGAUUCCACUUUCGAUGCUUUUUCUCCACCUAUAUGUGUCGUUUUCCUCCAGUUUCAAUUGAUAUUUGAUCAUAUAAUUCUCCUUUUGUAAUCCAAUAAUUUCUUCGUCUGUGCAAUAAUUCAAUUAUUUCUCUCCUUUUGGGGCAAUUGUUGAUCCUCUUUAAGGCGUGAUUCCUUCCUUCUGAUGUUUUAUUUCGCAUAUCUGUUUCGACCUGAGAAUUUUUCUUCAAAACCUCCCUUUUUGUAUUCAAUUUCCUGUAUAUUUCUUCCUUCCGGUGUUUUUUUUAUAUGCUGUUUUAACUGCCUAAGAUUUCGCCUCAAAAUUUGAUAUUGGAAGUUUAGUAUCACCUGAGGUGUAUUUCGUAUGUUUUUAACGAUACAUGUUUGAUCCAACUCUGUAAAAUUUUCCGAUUUCAAGUGAAGUGGAGGCUAGGUUUCUGAUUGUUGUUGAAAGAGCGGAAAGUUCAUUACACGGAUGGCAGAUCUGGAUCGGUCAGUUAUCGAAGAAUUGCCCUCUCAUUUGAUUUUAGAGAUUUUGACUUCGGGUCGGUUGAGCGCGGCCGAUCUCGCCUGUUUAGAGCAGACUUGUCGGAUUUUUAGAGGGAAUCAAGAGUUUUUCCCCCACGAGUUCCGGUCUUUUGUUGAGUUUGCUGCUUUCCAGUUAUGUAGCGCCGAUAUCAUAUUUGGUUCUCUACCUUCAACUGCUCGGAAAGAACUUUUUAAUCGCUGCAGUGGAAUUUGGAAGCGUGUGCUGAGGUUCUUGCAGGCCGUGGGACACUCUUCCGACAUGGUCGAGACUGCAGCAGGCAAUAUGCAGAUUACCACAGGACGAUACCACACGCUGUUGGUCAGUGACUCAUCUGUAUACUGUUGUGGGUCCAAUCUAUGUGGAGUUCUUGGUCAAGGUCCUUAUACAACACAAUGUGUGGCAUUUAGCAGGAUCAAUUUCCCAUCUUCAUCGCAAGUAGUCCAUGUAUCAGCCUCCCACAAUCAUGCAGCUUUUGUUAUGCAGUCUGGAGAGGUCUUCACAUGUGGAGACAAUUCAUCAUUUUGUUGUGGCCAUGGAGAAGCCGGAGGUUCCAUUUUCAGGCCCAGGCUUGUUGAAGCAAUGAAAGGAGUUCCGUGCAAGCAGGUCGCCACAGGACUUAGUUUUACCGUGUUUCUCACCAGGAAAGGCCUUGUCUAUACUUGUGGGAUCAACACACAUGGCCAGCUUGGUCACGGUGACACUGUAGAUAGGCCCACACCCAAAAUUGUGGAGUUGCUUGAGGGCAUUGGUUGUGUAGUUCAGAUAGCUGCUGGUCCAAGUUACACUCUAGCUGUUAUUAGUGAUGGAACGGUCUACUCAUUUGGCUCUGCCUCUAAUUUCUGUCUUGGUCAUGGAGAACAACGUAACAAGCUCCAACCACGUGCCAUCCAAUCAUUUAAGAGGAAGGGUAUUCAUGUAGUUCGUGUCUCUGCUGGGGAUGAACAUGUGGUGGCACUUGAUUCCAGUGGCCUUGUAUACACAUGGGGCAAAGGUUAUUGUGGUGCAUUGGGUCAUGGAGAUGAGAUUGACAAGCCAACUCCAGAGCUGUUGAGAAAUCUUAAGGACUACCUUGCUGUACAGGUCUUUGCGAGAAAGAGGAAAUCCUUUGUUCUCGUGGACAACGGUUCUGUGUUUGGUUUUGGGUGGAUGGCCUUUGGGAGCUUAGGGUUUGCUGACAGAGGAGCCUCGGAUAAAGUUAUGAAGCCCCGAGUCCUUGAUAGCUUGAGAGCCCACCACAUUUCUCAAAUAAGCACGGGGUUGUACCACACUGUUUUAGUCACCAGUAGGGGCCUCGUUUUUGGAUUUGGGGACAAUGAAAGGGCACAACUUGGUCAUGAUUCAUUGAGAGGAUGCCUCAGACCAACUGAGAUCAUCAUUGAGGAAGCAAAGACAGCCCUUGUCACAGAAAGCAUCUGAAACAUGACCAGCAACCUGUACGGCAUGAAGAUUCGUAGUUUAUUAGUUCACAAGGAGCUGCAGCUCGUUUAGCAUCUCAGGGUAAGUUUCAGAUAAAGUUCCUAAAAUCAGUAAUAUUCACUCCAUUGAUGAACCAUGUGAAAUGGUGGUAUGAUAUAAACAACAAUAGAGGAUAUGGGAUUAUCUGCUAAUGUUGUUUGAGUACACGGUUCUCAUGUGUGUGUGUGUGUGUGUGUGUAAGAGAGAGAGAAUUUAUGCUGAGAAUGAUUCUCUAUGAUGCAACUCCUAAAUUCUCUUGAUUAUUUUUUUAUUAUAAUAUUGUCAUUUAGGCCCCCUUCUUCCA
This is a messenger RNA of Macadamia integrifolia, 2699 nucleotides long. RefSeq names its product ultraviolet-B receptor UVR8. The record is from RefSeq and is a predicted model, not a curated record. Bases 887 to 2356 code for a protein of 489 amino acids. The transcript is spliced from 6 exons. Lineage: Eukaryota; Viridiplantae; Streptophyta; Magnoliopsida; Proteales; Proteaceae.